GUGCGUGAAUACAGCUACAUGUCGUAAACUGAAAUUGGCGCCAUCUAAUCUUUCUGACCUAGCUUUUCCUUCACUUUGUUGAUUAAUCGACCGACUUCGUAGGGAUGUUUAUGAGUAAAUAAAUAGACUUGUCAGUGAGAUAAAUAAACAUCAAUAGAACAUUGUUAUAUUAUAUAUGGAUUAUCAGUAUUUAUAUAAUUAAUUGUUAUAUUUAGUAAUCAUAGAUAUGAAAAAAAUUACUUGUUUCCACCAUGUAUAUUAUAUCCUGUUAAUUGUGCAAUUUUCAAGUAGCCUUCAUCGUAAUUUAAAUUAUUAUGAAACUUUACAUCCAUCUAAAUUACAACAUAAAAUUAUUAAACGAGGAACUCAACAUAGUUAUCAUCCCUAUAACAAAAUAAACGAAGUUGAAUUUUAUGCUCAUGGACGUCAUUUUAGACUAAUUCUUACUCCAAGAAAACACGUAAUUCAUUCCAAAUUCAAAGCCUAUGAAAUCAAUGCUGAUGGAGAAGAAAAAACAGUACAUGUAGACCAUGAAACUUUUUAUCAUGGUAGAGUUUUUGGAGAACUAGAUUCUCAUGCACAACUUCAUAUCGAUGAUGGAGUUUUAACAGGAAGUAUAACUAUUUCUGAUGAGUUUUAUCAUAUUGAACCAGCUUGGAGGCAUCUUCCUCACUUGGAUAAUUCUUCAAUGAUUAUGUACAAAGCAUCUGACGUUAAAUUUAGCUGGGAGCAUGUACAGAAUGGCGAAGGACAUACUCAUGGAGUUCCAAAAACUUGCGGUUACGUUAAAGAAGAACAUUCUAAUGAAGACGAGGAAGAUGAUGAUGAUGAUGAUGAUGAUGAUCAAAUAGAAAUAGAAGAAGAAGUUACAAGUCAUAAUAGAAGUAAAAGACAAACAGAAACAUACGAGUAUACUCCUACAAAAACACGUUGCCCUUUGCUUCUUGUGGCAGAUUAUCGCUUUUAUCAAGAAAUGGGUGCUAGUAGUACAAAAACAACUAUAAAUUACUUAAUUAGUCUCAUUGAUAGAGUUCAUAAGAUUUAUAAUGAUACUCUCUGGCAGGAUCGUCUAGAACAAGAUGGGUUCAAAGGCAUGGGAUUCGUCAUUAAAAAAAUUGUUGUUCACAGUGAACCAACAAGAGUUCGAGGUGGAGAUACACAUUAUAAUAUGGUUAGAGAAAAGUGGGAUGUUAGAACAUUACUAGAAGUUUUUAGUCGAGAAUAUAGUCACAAAGAUUUUUGUUUAGCUCAUUUAUUUACUGAUUUAAAAUUCGAAGGUGGUAUUUUGGGUUUGGCGUAUGUUGGAUCACCAAGAAGAAAUUCUGUUGGAGGUAUAUGCACUCCUGAAUACUUUAAAAAUGGAUACACUCUUUAUUUAAAUUCUGGAUUAAGUUCUAGUCGAAAUCAUUAUGGCCAAAGAGUAAUAACGAGGGAGGCUGAUCUCGUAACAGCUCAUGAAUUUGGUCAUAAUUGGGGAUCUGAACAUGAUCCUGAUGUUACCGAAUGCAGUCCAAGUGCAAGUCAAGGUGGAUCUUAUUUAAUGUAUACGUAUAGCGUCAGUGGUUACGAUGUAAAUAACAAAAGGUUUUCUCCGUGUAGCCUAAGAUCAAUAAAAAAAGUUCUUCAAGCCAAAUCUGGAAGGUGUUUUUCAGAACCUGAAGAAUCAUUCUGCGGAAAUUUAAGAGUAGAAGGAGAUGAAGAAUGUGAUGCUGGAUUGUUAGGUACUGAAGAUAAUGAUAAUUGUUGCGAUAAGAAUUGUAAAUUAAGAAGAAAUCAGGGCGCAGUAUGUAGUGAUAAGAAUUCUCCAUGUUGUCAAAAUUGUCGUUUUAUGCGAGAGGGCACAAAGUGUCGAGAUGCUCAGUAUGCGACAUGUGAACAAGAAUCUAGAUGUACGGGUACAUCUAGUGAAUGUCCACGAUCACCUCCAAUGAAAAAUGGAACAAGUUGUUUGGAACGUGGUCAAUGUAGGCUUGGAAAAUGUGUGCCAUACUGUGAAACUCAAGGAUUACAAAGUUGCAUGUGCGAUACAAUUGGAGAUGCUUGUAAACGAUGCUGUAGGAUGAAUUUGAAUGAGACAUGUUUCCCUAUCGAUCCUCCAGAUAUUUUGCCAGAUGGUACACCUUGCAUUCAAGGAUUUUGUAAUAAGGGAGUUUGUGAGAAGACCAUUCAGGACGUUGUAGAACGAUUUUGGGACAUAAUCGAAGACAUCAAUAUAAAUAAAGUAAUUAGAUUUUUAAAGGAUAAUGUAGUUGGAGCCGUUAUUAUCAGUACUGCAAUAGUAUGGAUUCCUGCCAGCUGUGUUGUUAGUUAUAUUGAUAGCAGGAGAAUUAGAGAAAAUGAAAAAAAAUAUCGUUGGAAAAAUGCUGAAGAACUAAUUCAUCCUGAUGAUCAAAGACAAGUAAUCUAUAUUGGUAUAUCACGACCACGAUUAGAGCAACAACCGCUACCGCAACAGCAACAGCAACCGCCACAACAAAAAGUUAAAGGAACAUCAUAAACACAAUCAUUGCAGUUGGAAUAAAAAAAAUAGAGAUAAUUUAUUCAACGUUCUAGUCAAUUUUUGUGAAGAAUUUAAUUAAGUAAAUAGUGUUUAAUAUGUGGGUUAAAUGUGUUCAUCUUUGAUUGUUGUUUUUAUAUCAUUUAUUACUUACUAUAAUGCAUUUAAAUACUUUUGCAUUUAAAAUAGUUGUUUUUUUAUUCAUUAAUAUUUUUAUUAAUUUUAUUCCAAUUAACAAAAAUGAGUACUUUUUUAAACGUAGCAUUAG
This is a messenger RNA of Chelonus insularis, 2765 nucleotides long. It is a transcript of the gene Tace, whose product is annotated as ADAM 17-like protease Tace. NCBI's taxonomy places the organism in Eukaryota, Metazoa, Arthropoda, Insecta, Hymenoptera, Braconidae. Bases 227 to 2497 code for a protein of 756 amino acids. The transcript has 4 exons. The record is from RefSeq and is a predicted model, not a curated record. Gene Ontology annotation, biological process: membrane protein ectodomain proteolysis; Notch signaling pathway. Gene Ontology annotation, cellular component: plasma membrane. Gene Ontology annotation, molecular function: metalloendopeptidase activity.